Molecule: messenger RNA, 330 nt
Organism: Kogia breviceps (pygmy sperm whale)
Lineage: Eukaryota; Metazoa; Chordata; Mammalia; Artiodactyla; Physeteridae
Product: histone H4
Biological process (GO): nucleosome assembly
Cellular component (GO): nucleosome
Molecular function (GO): DNA binding; protein heterodimerization activity; structural constituent of chromatin
Source: RefSeq, a predicted model, not a curated record
GAUAGCUGUAUUUUCGGAAUGUCUGGGCGUGGUAAAGGUGGAAAGGGGCUGGGGAAGGGUGGCGCCAAGCGCCAUCGUAAAGUUCUGCGAGAUAACAUCCAGGGCAUCACUAAGCCUGCCAUCCGUCGCUUAGCCCGCCGUGGUGGCGUCAAGCGUAUCUCUGGUCUUAUCUAUGAGGAGACCCGCGGAGUGUUGAAAGUGUUUCUGGAGAACGUGAUCCGGGACGCUGUCACCUACACCGAGCACGCCAAGCGCAAGACCGUCACCGCCAUGGACGUGGUCUACGCGCUCAAGCGGCAGGGCCGCACUCUUUACGGCUUCGGCGGCUGA